This is a messenger RNA of Miscanthus lutarioriparius, 384 nucleotides long. Lineage: Eukaryota; Viridiplantae; Streptophyta; Magnoliopsida; Poales; Poaceae. The record is from the annotation of a GenBank genome assembly.
AUGGCCUGGCCACUGCCCUCUGCUGCCCGGCCGCUGCGCAGGUUAAGGUUCGCUCUCUCUCUUGUUCCCCCUCCCCUUCCCUCGCCGACGCCGGGGACGGACGUCGAUGUAGGCUUGUUGGCUCUGUCUGAAGCAAGGGAUAGUUUUGGGCAUCCUGAUGAAGAUGAUUGGGACAAUGCAAAGAAGAUGGCACAAUUUCUACAACAUUUCCAUGACCUUACUGUUCGUAUCUCUUCUUCUCUCCAAGUCACUUGCAACACUUUCUUUCAUGAGAUUGGAGAAGUCCAUCUGUUGAUUCAAGAAUGGCUGAACAGUGAAGAUAAUUUGCAAGUAUCAAUGGGGAUGAGAAUGAAAGAGAAAUUUGAUAAAUACUGGGGACUUUAG